UUCUCCUGGUUGAGUAGACACUGGUCCAGCUAGAUUGGAAGCAGGUUGAUUAUCAGGAGCUGCCGGCUACGAUAGACAAUGAUGAUGCGGUGAAGCAUCUUUGUUACUGCUAACGGGAGUGUAAUUCGCGUGUAUCCUGCCAGAUUAAUUUGUAUUUCACGACUUCUUGUUCAAAAAUGACGACGACCACGACAUUUCAAGGGAUGGAACCCGGUGCUAAAAGCAGUUCCAGGGUUUUGCGCCCUCCUGGUGGUGGCUCCAACAUUUCACUUGGUGCAGAUGAGGAGAAACCUCCUGUCCGGAAAAACAAGAUGGCCUCCAGUGUUUUCGCUGAGCCGGAGGACCCCUAUGCUAAUCGAAGGAACAACCCACCAGGAGGGAAGCCCACAGGGGUGCUGUGUGGGGAGCCGUCAGCCCCUCUGAGGAGAGGAGGGAACCACACCACCAACCACUCUUCAGACAUCCCCGUCACAGAAGGAGAAAAUCCUCUACGUGAUCGUGAAAACAGUGCAGCUGAGCCUGAAGCAGUUCCGGAGCAACAGGAGGAGGCCCCUCCAGCCGAGGAGCCCGCUGCAGGAGUACCGUCCGGCCGCAGGAAUCCACCUGGGGGCAAGUCCAGCCUCAUCCUGGGUUGAAUCCCAGCCCACUGCCCCUCUUUACCUCCACUCAUCUCUGAACCCAUCUUUUUUUUUUUUUUCUUUUCAAACAAGGAUCCCCAGCCCAUUUGUCUGUACCACAGGAAUCCUGAUGUCCCACAGACACCAGUCUCCUCCACAUCCCCAAGUGCAUUGUUUUGAUACCUCUUUUUUGGAAACCGUUUUGUACUGUUUUUAUUGUUUGUUUAUUUCGACAGAAGCACUUUAUGUAUUUCUAUGUAUAUGGUUCAAAGUCUGCCUUUGUCCGUGUAAUGCAUUAGACCUGUCAGAAAGGGCAGAAGGAUCACAUUUCUCUUUUCAACCACUGGUAAGUCCCUGCUAAUUUGCCUACUCACUGUAGGUGAUUAUACAAGCUGUUUCUAGAACACAAGCAAAGAAAAAAGCUUUCACUUUUGCAGUGUGUUCAGUUUGACCCAUUGUGCAUGCACAUCUGGUCUGUAAUGUAUGAAUGUGAGAAGAAACAUAACUGUGAAGAUUUUUUUAAAUAAUUCCACCUGUUUCUUAGUUGUUUUUUUUUGUGUGGAAUAAUUGUUGUGUUGUUGUUGCAUGAAGUUGGAAUAUUUCUACUGAUUAUUAGUAUUAUCCAAAUAGGAACCAAAUAGGAGCCACAUAAAUUACUGUCAUUGUGAUCUGAAGGAUGCAAACACUUGUCUUCAGAUGAGUACUGUAUGUCCCAUGUCAGGUAACAGAAUUGGAAUAAGCCUUUUUUAUAUUGUAGUCACUAACCUUGGAAUAUUGUAACCCCAGUGCCGACUUUGAGUGACCCGUGUUUUUAUAGGUAAAAUUUACUGUAAAAUCAAGUGUGCCUGUUUGUGUGUUAGGCUACAACAUCAAACAAGGUUGGGUUUUCCCUUAUGUGUUCUACCAGUAUCUCUGAGAUCUCCAGUUACUCCAUUGCAAGUUAAUGGAAUGUUGUUGGUCCUGACACUUAAGUGUUUCUGGUAAACCCAUCCUAGAUUUGACAAGUGACCUUAUGACAGCUCAGCCUUUUUUUUCCGCUCUGUUUUAUCCUCUUACACCUUUGUUAAAGACUCUUCUCACUGGAAAUAUGAUAGUCUUUUUGUAGAUUUCACAUCACAUCAUUCACACCAAAAUUCAGACUCCUUCCUGCUUCUGUCUUGUCGAGUCACCUGUGUGACUGCUGUUUCAGCCAGCUAUCAUGCAAGGAAAUCAUACAUUUCAUACGUUACAUACAUUGUUAUGAUGCAAGACACGUCUGUUUGCAUCCUAUACCAACUCCUGUUGCUUGAUGUAAGUCACUGCAGAAAUUCGAAUUCAAGAAAUGGCACAAGUGGAAAUGAACAAUUAAAAAUCAGUCUUGACCAUG
This is a messenger RNA of Toxotes jaculatrix (banded archerfish), 1983 nucleotides long. RefSeq names its product Jupiter microtubule associated homolog 1a (gene jpt1a). The record is from RefSeq and is a predicted model, not a curated record. Gene Ontology annotation, cellular component: nucleus. The coding region runs from base 177 to 635 and encodes 152 amino acids. The transcript is spliced from 5 exons. Lineage: Eukaryota; Metazoa; Chordata; Actinopteri; Toxotidae.